Messenger RNA from Paralichthys olivaceus (Japanese flounder), 532 nucleotides. The record is from RefSeq and is a predicted model, not a curated record. Lineage: Eukaryota; Metazoa; Chordata; Actinopteri; Pleuronectiformes; Paralichthyidae.
AGAGCUGUGUGAGGAGGCCAUGACCCACUCAGCCAGCUCGGCCUCCAGCCUGGACAGCCAUGCCCCGUCAGAGAGCAGCGGCCAGUUGCAGGGCGUGCGCUGGGAGGAGCAGCAGAAGGUGCUGGCUCUGGAGCAGUUGUGCGGAGUUUUCAGGGUGGACCUGGGUCACAUGAGGUCGCUGAGACUCUUCUUCAGUGACGAGGCAUGUACCAGUGGCCAGCUGGUGAUAGCUAGCAGAGAGAGCCAAUAUAAGAUCCUGCACUUCCAUCACGCUGGCCUGGACAAGCUGGCUGAGGUCUUCCAACAGUGGAAGUGCUGCAGGGAAACUCAGCUCAAAGACCAGGUCUAUUAUCUCUCUACCAUUCAGGUGUCAAAUGAGAAAUCCUGCAUGCAGUUUUCCAUUAAAAGGGCCACGCUACCAUCAGCGGAGAGCCACCCAGAGGAGAAGCUUUAUCGAAGGCUGGAUGUCACCACCUGGCUACGCCAUCUCAACCACACUGGACAGGUUGAGGAGGAGUAUAAGCUUCGUAAG